This is a messenger RNA of Oncorhynchus keta (chum salmon), 1662 nucleotides long. Its product is annotated as protein-lysine methyltransferase METTL21C-like. Bases 409 to 1239 code for a protein of 276 amino acids. Gene Ontology annotation, biological process: peptidyl-lysine methylation. Gene Ontology annotation, molecular function: protein-lysine N-methyltransferase activity. The record is from RefSeq and is a predicted model, not a curated record. Gene Ontology annotation, cellular component: cytosol; cytoplasm. The transcript is spliced from 5 exons. Lineage: Eukaryota; Metazoa; Chordata; Actinopteri; Salmoniformes; Salmonidae.
ACGUCCUCCCCAAUUAAGGUGCCAUCAACCUCCUGUGGAAGACACACAUAAACAUCUCUGAAAAUGGUGACUUCACUUGGCUCCAUGUCAGUGGGAUCAGUGAACAGUGGAGAGGGCUUUAGUCAAAGUGGGGGUCUGGCUUUAGGCAGCAUAUCUGUCUCCCGUUCUCUCAGACUGUCACUCUAUCAUACUAGCUUAGUCUGACGUUCCCUCCCUUCCGUAAUUAUAGCUCCGUGUUUUGGGGACAUAUUUAAAGGGAUGCUGGCCAGCUAUAAACACAGGAUGCAGAAGGUCAGUCACAAAGACAGAGAAAGAGACCACCAUCUCACACAGAACCCAGACAACCAGACCCAGGGGAGAUAGGGGAGCAGCGGACUCACCAUUGCCCAGUCCAAGCACAAGGUGGCGAUGGAGACCUACUCUACAGCCAAACAGUCUGACCAGGAGGUUCCCAAGAAAGAAAGGACAGAUGGAGAGCCUGGUGAGAACAGGGAAGAAGAAGAGACAAUGGAAAAUGGAACAGCAGGUGAAGGCAAGCAGUGGUUUCCUAACCUUAACAUGGUGUCUGACUGUAAGCAGAUGGCCAGGGAGGCGUUGGACAGACUGAACGUCUGGGAGCCCAGUGUUUACUACACCCUGGGAAAAGAGUCCUUCUUCAUCGCUGGUCAUGAAAUCUGCAUCCGAGAGUCUCUGGACUCCUACGGUGCCCUCAUCUGGCCGGGGGCGGUAGCUCUAAGUCAGUUCCUGGCGAAUAACCGGCAGCAGGUGAAUCUCCUGGAUAAAGCAGUUCUGGAGAUCGGGGCAGGCACAGGCUUACUGUCUAUUGUGGCGAGUCUACUGGGAGCCUGGGUAACGGCCACCGACCUGCCCGAAAUCCUUCCCAACCUGACCUUUAACCUCUCUCGUAACUCCAAGAGCCGCUGCCGCUACACGCCCCAGGUGAGGGCCCUCACCUGGGGUCAAGACCUCGAGAGAGACUUCCCCUGCACUUCCUGUCGCUACGACUAUGUUCUGGCAGCCGAUGUGGUGUAUCACCACGACUACCUGGAGGAGCUGCUGGCGACCAUGCGCCACUUCUGCAGACCAGCAAGUGGCACCACGCUCCUGUGGGCCAAUAAGGUGAGGUUUCAGUCAGACCUGAGGUUCAAGAAGAGCUUUGAGAGUUGUUUUAGUACGACGCUGCUGACAGAGCUGAAGGAGGGGGACGUGAGGAUCUAUAAGGCCACUGCACGGGAGUGAGGGGGAGGAAAGGAGGGAGAGAGGAUAGACGUGGAGGGGAUAGUGAGAAAUGAAGGAGAAAGAGGGAUGGAGAGACCAGAGAGGAUAGGAGCUAGACUCAAGGAAAAGAGGUGAGAAAUAGAAAGAAGAGAUGGAGGUUGUUCUCCACCGUGGAUGAAACAGGAGCUCACUAGCUCACUACAGAGAACGGACUGCCUGGAGCCUAUUCUGUGGUGCUAAGUCAUCCUCGGGAUGGGUACAUUCACCUCAUCAGCAUAUUAGACAACAAAAGCUGAUUCUGUGUUUCAAUGACAUUCCUGUGAGCUACAUUAUAUUUACAAUGUGUCAUGCAGAAACUCCAUGUGACUUUUCAAAAAAACUGUGUUUUUUUUUCUUCAUAUAUUUGAUAGUGACAAAUGUUUUGUUAAUAAAUUUGCUUUGCAA